Xyrichtys novacula (pearly razorfish) is the source of this 2641-nucleotide messenger RNA. NCBI's taxonomy places the organism in Eukaryota, Metazoa, Chordata, Actinopteri, Labriformes, Labridae. The record is from the annotation of a GenBank genome assembly.
CUUUGGACAAAUUCACAUGACGUAAAUACGGAAGUGUUUUGCAUGUGUGCCAUUCAUCAGAAUACCGACCAGCCUAUCUGACAAUAAUUAUUGUUGGUGUUUUGUAGUUCACAUUUAGCUGGACGCAUCACGAUUUGAAAACUGAACGGAGUGUAAAGUAGCGAGGGUACUCUUUAACCAGCAGUAAUGACAGAGAAAGGUGGAGGUGCUCCUGUGGCUCGGACGGUGCUGCAGCAGUGUCUACAAGCAAGACUUCAGGUAAAACCAGCAGAUGAGCUCUCAGAGGCUGAAUUUGUACAGGUAAGCUGUGAACAUGUUUAUCUACAAUGCUUCUGAAUAAUCUCCAUAUGAUAGUUUUUUUUUUUUUUUGCAUGAUUUUUAAUUCUGUUGGUGUACCCAAGAAUUAUUAAAUAAAGUACUAGAAUCAUUCUAUAAUUAGGGGUACAUGUCAUGUCCAUCAACUGUUUUUUUCAAUUUGACCAAAUAUUAACUUCAACCAAUCGAAGUGAAACCGAAUCUUAUUCUCCGCAUUUUAUUUCUGAAAAUAUCGGCGAAAAUCGGCGAGUUUUGGCCGAUUACCGAUUAGUCUCAAACGGGCUAAAAUUAGCCAAUUUAAUCGGCUCACGAUAAAUAAUUUAACAUUUAUGUUUUUCUUAUCCAGAUUGACAGAGGAAUGGUGAUCUACAUCUGUUUUUUCAAAGGAGCCACAGAUGACAUCCUUCCAAAGAUGGGUCAGUAACCUUUGACCAACAUAUUUUAACCUCUUUUACUGACAGUAAAUCCUUCAUCACUGGAUCUUUUUUUAAAUCUUUAUUUUAUCAGGCAGUCUUAUUGAGAUUGCCAUCUCUUUUACAAGAUGAAUAACAUGAGAUGGAUAUUUCUUCUCGACUGUAAAGAGGUCCAGCCAACCUUUUGAUAGAGGGAACAGUGAUGAGUGCGAAACGUGUUGUUAGUGAUGACACGUAGUGCACUCUGAUACACAGGAUUUAACUACUGAAGAGUUAAUGGGGCUGCUCUUCUUCUCUGUUCUUCUUCUUCUUCUUCUUCUUCAGUCUCCACACUGUUGAACCUGCGUCUGUGUGAGACCGACUCAGGGAAGCUGGCGUCCGUGUUGGAGCUUCCUGGCAGCGUGCUGAUUGUCCCUCAGGCCACACUGGGUGGGAAGGCAAAAGGCAGGGGCAUGCAAUACCACAACAACAUCAACAAAGAGGAUGGACUGCGGCUCUAUGACGCCUUUGUUUCUCUCUGUGAGAAGGAACUGAUGGCUGCUUCUGGAGGGAACAAAGCUGAAGUGACAGUGAAACACGGGACCUAUGGAAACAGACAAGUGCUGAAAAUAGACACAAACGGACCAUACACACAUCUGAUGGAGUUCUGAGCUGCAAAUUUUGGAUUUGUCUCUUACAAAUUGUUUAAAUGUACACCAGGAAGACUUUGAAAAUAAUCAAUGUCAGUUUCUUUUAUGUAUCUUCAUCUUAUGCUUGUAUUUUUUUAUAAAAAAGAAUAUGGUUAUUUUUUUUGUUUGUUUGUGAUCUCACAGAUACAUGUUAGAAAACAACAAACAUUUAGAUAUUAACUGGGGGUAAGAGUCUUACAAUGAUGAAAAAACUAUUUGAACUCAGCAGACUACUGCUGACAAAAGAGGUCUACACUUUUGAAUUUAAUUCAAAGUUUUUCAUAUUCUGUUUCUAGCUAUAAAAAUAAGAGUGGCAAAGAGGUAAAGCAACUCAACCACACACCAUAAAUACAGAUUUUUACAUUUAUAUCCAUAUUCUUAGAUUUAUUUGCAUUUAUGAAUGUAACAUUUCCCAUAUAAAACCAAAACAAUUAAAAGUAAUAGUCCAUUCUGUUCUUGUAAAAAAAAUAUUAUGUGAGUUAUUGUAAAAUUCAUGAUUGGGGCAAACAAUGCUCUGAAAAGGUUCCUUACAUCUAAUCAAAACGUGAACAUGAAGGGAAAAAAAAUUGACUAAUACUUGAAAGACUGUAUUAGUACAAAAUAUACAACUUUUUCCCCACACAUUUUUUAUUUUUACAUUUAAGCGACCUGGUAAAUUAGACGGUUAAACAUAUGAUUCCAAAGGUAAUGUCUUUACUUUGGUUGGUGAAACAAAGAUUCAGAUUAAAAUUUCAAGCGAUUUUCUUAGCAAUAUUUUAAACUUUGAAUUCAUAAAUGCUCUAGCCUGGGCUAGAGAGUUGUGGUUUCAGAGUUUUCUUAGGUAUUUAUGUUUGUGUGAAACACACAAUACCCGCUAUUACAGUGUUUUUCAACCUUUUUUGAGCCAUGGUACUUUUUUUUCAACGAGGCACAACACCAACCAAAAUGUUACCAAAUGACACUUGGUAGCCCCAAGUUUAUUUACGUUUAUCACAAUUUCCCAACUUCAAUGGAAUUGGGUUUUGUAGGUUUUAAAAAAGAUAGACCAAUAAUGUGAAAUAGGAUAAUUUCUUAGGGUACACCUGACUAUCUGUCAUGGCACACUAGUGGUUGAAAAACACUUCACUAUAGGGUCAGGUGUAAACUGUGGGUUUCUUUUACCACCCCAAACCAUCAUGGUUUGGCAUCAAAAAAACAAUUACAAACUCCCUAGAGUAACUGGAUUUACAUGUGUAAAUAAAUAAAAUCCGUACGGGAAAUUAUAAA